This is a messenger RNA of Oreochromis aureus, 6835 nucleotides long. RefSeq names its product protein AF-17. Gene Ontology annotation, molecular function: histone binding; nucleosome binding. The coding region runs from base 389 to 3616 and encodes 1075 amino acids. The transcript has 20 exons. NCBI's taxonomy places the organism in Eukaryota, Metazoa, Chordata, Actinopteri, Cichliformes, Cichlidae. Gene Ontology annotation, cellular component: nucleus. The record is from RefSeq and is a predicted model, not a curated record. Gene Ontology annotation, biological process: regulation of transcription by RNA polymerase II.
UGUAAAGAACACAGUGGACCGGGGCGGGAGGCUGUGCGGGCGUCUACUUCCCCGGGUUCGUGGAAAUCGGGUCGUCACGACCUGAAAACACGCGCUGAAAAGGCGCUUCCUGCUCAACAAUAACUUGCUACCUUUGCUGUGACUUUUACUCCGGCGAAGAUCUGAGCAUGCGCAUUUAUGUAUGGGACGGGAGGACAUCACGGAAAAUCUACUAGAAGCACCACAAACGCAGAGAUUUCGGCUCUCCGCUGCUCUAAAACUGCGCGACGUGGGCGGCCCGUGACCAUGCCUGGAGCGGCGUUAAGAUGCGGGACGACCGCCUGACAGGCCUGGCCCGGGUCUGAGCCGUUGCCGGGAGGGGAAAUCUAUUUCUUCAUAUGGGAGCAGCAUGCGGGAAAUGGUCGGAGGUUGCUGCGUGUGUUCCGACGAGCGAGGCUGGGCUGAGAAUCCGCUGGUGUACUGUGAUGGACACGGCUGCAGCGUCGCCGUUCACCAAGCAUGCUACGGCAUCGUGCAGGUGCCAACUGGCCCGUGGUUCUGUCGGAAGUGUGAGUCACAGGAGCGGGCGGCACGUGUGAGGUGUGAGCUGUGUCCCCACAAAGAUGGCGCCCUCAAGAGAACAGACAGCGGAGGCUGGGCCCACGUCGUGUGCGCACUCUACAUCCCCGAGGUGCAGUUCGCCAACGUCCUCACCAUGGAGCCCAUCAUCCUGCAGUAUGUCCCACAUGAGAGAUACAACAAGACUUGUUAUAUCUGCGAGGACCACGGGAGGGAGAGCAAGGCGGCCUGCGGCGCGUGCAUGACCUGCAACAGACAGGGCUGCAGACAAGCGUUCCACGUCACCUGUGCUCAGAUGGCUGGUCUGCUGUGUGAGGAGGAAGGACCAGAAGCUGAUAACGUGAAGUAUUGUGGCUACUGCAAGCAUCACUACAACAAAAUGCAGAAGAAGUUGCGUUCUAGUGAAAAUACAAGUAGCUCCUUCAGCCAUUCCAGGGGGCGCUCCAGCUCUCCGUCACAGGAAAAACAGCACCACCACCACAGACAGAGGAAGAGUCAUAAAGACAAGAUUCGGCAAAAGGAGCGCCACAAAAAGUCGAGCGACAACCUGAGCUCCGCUGUCACAUCUAGCGGCAUAGAAAAGAUUUCCUCAAGUCACCACAGCAGCAAGGACAGCGAGGGAAAGUCCAAGAAGCUGAGCUCGCACGGUCACAGUCAUCGGAGCAAGAAGACCGGAAGCACCGGCAAGAGCUGCUCCUCAUCGUCCUGCUCCUCCAGUCCAUUCAACACAGGUGGUUCCCUGUCGUCUGCUCAGGAGUUCCAUCAGUUCUUAUCUUCUUCCCGCCUGGAGCGUGAACAUGACCGAGGAGGUGACGACCAGAGCGGAGAGGAGCGCAAGGAGCGUCACAGGAGACCGGCAGUCCAGGAGGAGGAUGAGGAGGAGGAGGAAGAUGAAAAGGAAGAGGAAAAAGAUGAGGAGGAGGAAGAGGAGGAGGACUGUAAAUACCACAAGCCACCAGCAUUGACCCCCGCUGAGGGCCCGCUAGCAGGGUCGCAAGGUCACGACAGGCCAGAGGGCAACUCCAGCCCUUUCGAGAACAAAGUCACCAUCUCCACCUUCGGGUCCAUCAUGCGCAUCACGUCGUCGUCGGGGCUCGGCAGCAGCAGCAAGAUCCGAAAGAUCUCCUCGUCGAGCGACUACAAACCCUCCAAAUCUCUCUGCAAGCCGUCCCAGCUCAGCACGCCGCCCAUCCUGGAGGAGGCCGACCCGGAGGACAAAGCCACGCUUCCACCGCCGCUGCCUCGAGAGAGGAGGCACCGUGGCAACAAGAAGAGCCGCCACGGCCCGGGGCGCCCGCGGGGGAGCAAGAACCGAGAGAGGAGGGGGGAGGAGGAGCACCACCACCACCAUCACCACACAGCACCGCCUCCCCUAGCCUUAACCUCGUCGCUCUACCCGAGCCCGUCCUCCAUCCCCCACCCCACCUUCUCCUCGACGCUGCCUCCCACCGCCACCUCUUCCACUUCCUCUUCUUUCUCCUCCUCCUCGUCCUCCACUGGUAGUUUUUCUACAGGCCGCGGCAACUCGCUGCUCAGCUCUGGCAUCUACUCCAGUCUCAAGGACCCUCUCACACUGGGCGGGGGUGUCUGCAGUACCCCCCUUUCCCUGGGUGGAGGGGUGUGUAGCACCUCCUUGUCCCUGGGAGGGGGCAUGUGUAGCACCCCUCUCUCCUCAGGACUCCUUCCAUCCCACUCCUCGCUGUCUCUUCCACCAGUCAAUGCUGUGUCAAACACACAGGUCCAUCCAGGUUCCAGCGCCUCCUACAGCCUGACCUCCACUCAGCCUUUCACCAGCUGUCUCUCCACAGCCCUGACACUGCCGCCACUACUGAGCCAAGCCCAGACCUCACUGCCAGAGUCUGACCUCGAUGACUGUCGCUUCCCAUGUCAGGGGAACUCACCGAGAGAGAGUCUUUCCUCGCAGUCUCCGAUGAGCUGUCUUCCUCUUCUGUUCGACCAGAGGGACGGGCUGGGCGCCGGAGUCAGAGCCCGUCCUGAGAACGUCCCUCCAGCCAGCUCUCACAUUGAUCUCCUGCUGGAGAAACACAGCAACGGAGAGAUGGGAGUCAACAUUAUGGAGAUGCUCCAGUCGCUGCACUCCCUGCAGCAGGAGAACCAGCGGCUCCAGGACCAGAUCCUCAGCCUGACGGCCAAGAAGGAGCGACUGCAGCUGCUCAACACGGAGCUGGCCGUGCCUUUCCCUCCACAGGUUCACUCCACCCAGGGCUCCAUGCACACGUCCGCCCAGAUCAACUUCCUGUCAUCCACCCAAGACCCCCUGAGCACCAAUAAGAGUCCCCUGUCCAAAAGCUGCUUCCUGAAUGACACCUCCUUUGUUACCUCGUCUGAGGAGCUCCACUCCGGUAGUCCGUCCCGAAGCAGCUCGUCUCUCUCCUUCCAGAGCACCCCCCCUCCUCAGCAGAGCCCCGCCUCCUUCGGGCAGCCGCUGCUGAACGGCUUGAACCGAGGGUUAAACGACGGUUUGGGGGCGAUCACUCAGGCCGGCGGCUCCGCACUGCCCAUGGUGGGCGGACUCAUGGCGUCUCUCGCGGGGAGUCCUCAGCUGGCCGUGAACGGCGUGCUCGGCAGUCUGAACGGAGUGAUCCAGUCGCCUGUGCAGAACGCUCCUCAGCCCGCCCUCCCGGCUCUGCGACCCCAACCUCCACCCCUCAACCCCCUGGCGCUGGCUCAAGGCUUUCAGCUUCCCAAGAGUGCAAGUCCGUCGUCCUUCCUGUCAGAGCAGCAGAAGCAGCUUCUUCUCGAGCAGCAGCAGCUGCAGCAGUUCCUCACCUCACAGAACUUCACACCUGAGCAGCAGGCCUUGGUGUGCCAGAUGUUGCAGCAGCAGCGACAGCGGGAGCUGCAGCGCCUCACGCUGACAGGAGCUCUCACCUCCACCCCCAACUCACCCAUGAUUGCCCAGUCACCCAACCUGCUGUCCUCAGCUACAGCCUCCCCCCUGCAGGGAGGCCAAGGAGGCGGACUCUUCGGGCUGCAGGAGAACACGCUUCACAAACCCGGAGCUACUGGAGAGAAAGGUGGAGACAAGAAUGGCUGAUGUUUCUCCGCAAGACGCAAGCAGCUCAGAUGAAAACAUCAGGCAUGACGUGCCGCCUUGAAGAGGUCAAAUUUCCAGGACUUUCUCCUUCUCUGUCGUCUUUAUCUUAAGCUCUCUUUUAUGAAUGUACAACAGGAUGGACUUUAAUGUCAAGGUGAAGUUUUUCGUGUUUUGAAAUUCUUGAUAUCAGAGGUUCUUCUCAUAGGGGUUUUUUUGUGUGUAGGCAGCUUUCAGAGAGCAUGAAUACAGUGGUCUCUUCUUAAAUUGCACUAAUUUGUUAGCUAGACCAAUGGGGCUGCUGAUGAAGGCAGAGUUCAUGAACCGAAGGUCGGAGUCUCUCUUCUCUGACCUCCCAAGCACUGACUGUUCAUGAAUUCCCUCCAGAGUUUCCAUUCAGUCAGUCAGCGAGGAAAAAAAGCAAGAAAAAAAAAAGCGGACUUCUGCCACUUCCUGCAACCUCAACUGUCUUCCUCGAUAUUGUGUCUUCCCUUUGUGUUCACCCCACUCAAUUUCAUCCAGAUCUAUAUGUGAAGCCUCUCACAGGCACUUAUUAUGUAAAGGAUAAACAUACAAUCAUUUUUGAUGUGUGGUUAGUGGCAUUUCGACAUUAAGCUAGUUAUUACCUCAGACUUUGUAUUUUCAUUGUUGACUUUUGUGCAGACUCAUUACCACAAUAGCCUUCACUGGAUAUAAAUGCCCACCAAAAAGAUAUCUUGGUGUUUGCUCUAAGGUAUUAACUCAUGUAAAUGUAAAAAUGACACAGCACCUGCGUGUCCAGAAAGCCGCCAUUGUCUGCGAGCGAGCGCCGGGUUUUGUUCCAAACCACCACCAGAGUUUCUCAAGACUUUUAUAUCCUUCUAGUUGCUGUCGAGAUUAAGCGGACGAAACCAAACAUUUGGAAAUUGUAAGUAAGAAAUUAAUAGUUUUUUCCUAAACAAGUGUGCACUUUGCAUGUUAGUAGCUAAGAGAGCAAAUUAGCCAUCAACACAGUACCUUCUAAAGGAUGCUCGGUACUUCAUAGGUCGCUAGGGACUAACAGGUUUUUGAUUUUUCUGAGUAUUUUGCACUCCUGUCCUGAAGUGUCAGUCUUUUACUGUCAUACAUAGAUAUUCCUUUCAUGUCCACCAACUAGCUGUUCUUUUAGCAAUACUGGAUAGAUAAUGCCUUAAUGAUGUUAGAUUUACAGAGGAAACCACAAGCCCAAAGGCUCACUCUCUUCUUGUCUUUCUUUGAUAACGUGUUUUUUUUAUUGCGGGUACACGGAGGGUCAUGUUGUCCAACGAAAGCACUCUUCCUAAGCCCAUUUAUAUACUUUUGAUAGCUGACUGAUAAUUUCAACAGUGGAAAAACGUGUGAAGCGUAUAGUGGUGACUAAAGUGUCAAAGCAUUUUCUAUUGUAAGUUUUGUGUUGGAAUGUUUUUGAGUUGUUUGUGCUUCAGAGACCUGAGAAAAAGGACUUGUAGAGAAUCUGCACAGCAGUUUGAACCGCUCGUAAUUAUAGUGCUGCAGAAACAGAAUCGAUAUAGGAAACAGGGAGGCUGUGGGCAACCGGGGGCAGCUGUGGCAUUUUCUGUUUUUUACAUUUUCUUUCACAACUCAUAAAAUACUUGCAUCAAAAACAUGACAUAUGUUGCAGUUUCAGUUUAAAAAACUGCACCAGUUUAUCGUCUGUGGUGUAGACAAGCAGAAACAAGACGUUUGAUCUGUUGAGAACACUUUUAAAACUUCAUUCCGGAUAAACCCCCAAGGAUUACCGUGUGGGGAGGUGGUUGCUCUAAACAAGUUAGAGCCUCUGAAAUUUUGACACCGGGCUCAUCUUCUAGCUUUCAUUCCUUCUGUGUCAAAAUGAUUUUCUAAUGUAGCAUGACUGAACGAUCUGUGUCAGCCACACAAGUGUAAACGGGAAGAAACACAAGUAUACGUAGAGACCAGGCGAGCUCCAAAUAAUCAUCAAAGAGGACUCUGACCUGCAGUUACUUCCUCCGGAUGUAAAUUUAAAAAAAUACUGAGGAGGUUCGUGGCAAGGAUUUUAAAAAGCUUAGGAUUAAAGUUGUUUGAGCAGAUGUGUCUAAACUGUUACCUAGAAUAUGUACCGAUGUUGUUUCCCCUUUCUUCGCAGCAUUAAAAUAGACAAAAGGCAACAAUUUGAACACAAGCUCGUUAAUCCUGCCGGCAUGUCGUCGUCCUAGCUUUCUGAUUGGAUACAUUAGUAUUGGGUGUUACAGGUGUCCCUGGUCUCCCCUUAUAAGCUUUUCCUUCCAUUCCACUUUAUGAAGUGACACCUCUGCUUAGCUCAGUUUUACUAACAAAGGCUCGUCACCAUUUCACCUUUUCCGCCCUCAAACGAAGGGAUUAUUUAAUUUCCUCCUUCCUUCAUUUGUCACUCUGUUUGGAGUCUUGAACAUGAACUCCCAUACAUGUGAUAUCUAUUUUUAUUUUAUUUUAUGUUGUUAGCAGCUCAUGUAGACAUCAGAAGCUUCACGCAGCUCAAUGGCUGGUGAUAAAUACUGUAGCAAUGACAGAAGGAGAAUGUUGACAAAUACAUGAGCCAACGUGACUCCUGCUGGGAGGUCUGCAAUUUACCAAGUAUGACCAGCGCGACCACACGAUCGCCUGCAGAGCGGCGCGAGUGAUUUCUGAAACAGUUUCUUUCUCAUGUUGCACUGGGGCGCUUUGGCCCAAUUGUAAAAAUUUUUUUUUUUAUGUUUUUUUUGUUUGUUUGUUUGUUUGAUUUUUUUGAGAUCCGAGUUGUAUACUUUAAUAUGUUUGUGUAAAAACACAUUCAUUCUUUUAAGCUUUGAAGUUUGGGUAAAGAUAAUUCAUGUUAUGAAUGUCGUACUGUGUAUCUUUUAUGUAUUGCAACAUUUAAGCACCUGGCUCCGAGUGAGGUCUGAUGGACGGCGAAGUUAACUAUCGGGAUAUGAAUUGCAUGAAAUGCAGUGACGUCUCUCAAAUGUAUCGCUAAAUACCAAGUAAUAGCUAUGCAUAAUUUUAAAUGCAUUGUUCCCUGAAGAGAAAAAAAAAGGAAAUGAAAUGAGCACUGAAUUUAAAAAGGACAAGCACGUUGUCAUUGUACAGUGUAUUUGUUUGAGAGAAUCGAUUGAAGCAAAUUUGACGAUAUUCAGAUUAAAAUCCCUGUAAAGUAUUUUGAUAUUUUUGUGUGUAAAAUUAAAAGGACAGAUUAAGACAACUUUUUUGUCAAUAAAUGUAUUUUACUGA